Molecule: messenger RNA, 4271 nt
Organism: Thunnus maccoyii (southern bluefin tuna)
Lineage: Eukaryota; Metazoa; Chordata; Actinopteri; Scombriformes; Scombridae
Product: vang-like protein 2
Exons: 8
Coding region: 274-1854 (526 amino acids)
Biological process (GO): multicellular organism development; Wnt signaling pathway, planar cell polarity pathway; establishment of planar polarity
Cellular component (GO): plasma membrane
Source: RefSeq, a predicted model, not a curated record
AGAAACACCCGUCUGAACAAGCUGUUUCACCCACAGCUGGGACUAAAAAUCUGCUGCUGUCAUGAAAGCAAGAGGGAGAACAUUUCACUUGUUAAAGCCUCCAAGAUAGAUUCCCUCAGGAGUAAAGUGGACUUGCUGCGCCUCCCUCUGACCCUCUCCUCCAAAUCCAUCAGCCACCGCAAGAGUCAGCUGGGUGUGGUCUGGGAGAAGGGCGGCGGCGGCGGCUCAGGGGCAGGAGGGGCCCAGAAACCCCGCCCACCGCUGGCCUCCGACAUGGACAACGAGUCGAUGUACUCGGGGUACUCCUACAAGUCGUCCCACUCGCGCAGCUCCCGCAAACACAGGGAGAGGAGAGACAGACAUCGCUCAAAGAGUCAUGACAGCAGCAUCCGCGGAGACAAAUCUGUGACCAUUCAGGCACCUGGAGAGUCGCUGCUGGACACGGAGUCCACCAGAGGAGACGACAGGGAUGACAACUGGGGCGAGACCACCACGGUGGUCACUGGCACCUCCGUUGACAGCAUCUCCAAUGAGGACCUGACGCGGAUCUCCAAGGACUUGGAGGACUCCUCGCCACUGGAGUGCCGUCGUUACCUCGCCCCAGCGUUGGGUGCCAUCCUGGGGCUCUUCGCCCUGGUCACCCCUCUGGCCUUCUUGGCCCUCCCACAGCUGCUUUGGCGGGACACGCUGGACGCUUGCGGCACGCCAUGUGAGGGUCUUUACAUUUCUCUGGCCUUCAAGCUCUUGAUCCUCCUCAUCUCCACUUGGGCGCUGUUCCUUCGCCCUCCCAGAGCCACUCUGCCGCGCUUCUUUGUCUUCCGCUGUCUGCUGCUGGCGCUGGUGUUCCUCUUUGUGGCGUCUUAUUGGCUCUUCUACGGGGUGCGGGUGCUGGAGCCCAGGGAGACGGACUAUAGGGGGAUUGUGGGAUAUGCGGCAUCUCUGGUGGAUGCACUGCUGUUCAUUCAGUACCUGGCGCUGGUGCUGCUGGAGGUCAGGCAUCUGCAGCCUUCCUUCUGUCUGAAGGUUGUGAGGACCACAGAUGGAGCCAGCCGCUUCUACAGUGUGGGACAUCUCAGUAUUCAACGGGCAGCAGUGUGGGUUCUGGACCAGUACUACACUGACUUUCCAGUUUAUAACCCUGCCCUGCUCAACCUGCCCAAGUCCAUCCUCUCCAAGAAGAUGUCUGCCUUCAAGGUCUACAACCUGGGGGAAGAAAACAACACCAAUAACUCCACAGGGCAAUCCAGAGCCAUGAUUGCAGCUGCUGCUCGCAAAAGAGACAAUUCCCACAACGAGUACUACUACGAGGAGGCAGAGGUGGAGCGGAGGGUCCGCAAACGCAAAGCCAGACUGGUUGUGGCAGUAGAAGAAGCCUUCACUCACAUCAAGCGUCAGCAAGAGGAUGAGGCAGUUGCAUCCUCUCCGAAACACCCCCGUGAGCUGAUGGACCCCAGGGAGGCUGCCCAAGCCAUCUUUGCCCCCAUGGCACGGGCCAUGCAGAAGUACCUUCGCGCCACCAGGCAACAAUCCUAUCACACCAUGGAGAGCAUCAUCAACCACCUGCAGUUCUGCAUCACGCACAACAUGACCCCCAAGGCUUUCCUUGAGCGUUACCUCAGCCCAGGUCCUACCCUCCAGUACCUGGACAACAGCAGGGGGCGCCAGUGGACGCUAGUGAGUGAGGAGGCAGUGACGGCCUCUCUACGUCAAGGCCAGGUCUUCUCCCUGAGAAGGCUCGACUUUUCCCUGGUUGUCACGGUGACGCCCCUCCCCUUCCUGCGCCUGGGUGAAGAGUUUGUUGACCCCAAAAGCCACAAGUUCGUCAUGAAGCUCCAGUCAGAGACAUCUGUGUAGGAGGUGGAGAUGAAUAAUGGACAAAAGAAAGGAGGAGAAUGGUGACUUAAAGAUACUAAUUUUAGUGCUUUCAGGGUCUCUUUUUAUACAUUUUAGUCUUUUAGUUAUUUUUCAUAUUUGUUGGUAAGCAUGAUACCCAAAUAUGCAGAGAGGACAUGGCUAAAAUGUCAUGAAACUGUAAUUUAAUAGUCCACUUACAGAAAAGAAAAGGCAAGGCAACAGAUACACUGUCUGACCUUGUUCCGCUUUUGUUUCUGGUGAAGUAUAAAAUUAGACUGACUGACUUCUGAUAAUGCACCACAGACACUGCUUCCACCACCCACUGAAGAAUUAGGACUGUUUUAUAUAGUAUUUCACCACAAAUUGAAUGAAAUACAUUCUGUUGAUAAAAAUUUGAUCCUUUGGUUAAAAAAGGAAUGACUAAUUGAGUCUAUGAAUUGGAUUUUAGCCACAUUUUGUAAUGGUGCAAAAUUUAUUCAAGAGAAUAUACCCAGGUAGGACUGGACUGUCUGUGGUCAAGUCUAUAUUCAAGACUUCUGGGUGAGCAGUAACACUAUACAGUUGACUUUUUUUAUGCACAAUCAGACUUGGUUCAAUCUUUGUCAGAGCUGAUCUUACUUCUCUUUCAUUUUUUUACUUGAACUUCUUGUUUGGCAUUUUACAGGCUAUAAACAGACUGGAAUCCAAAACAAAACAAUCACCUAAAAAGUCCCCUGACGUUUUUUCAGUUGUUGGAUGUUGACUGGAUUCACUGACUGAAUCAAAGGGAGGUGGAACUACUUUCGAACCGCUUCCUCUUUUUUGGAUUCCCCCCGAAUAGUUUACAUGUAUACUCUCCACUGACAGUAUUUAAUUAUGAAACACUGGAUGGACUUGACACACUGAGCAGUUCAUAAACAUAUUGUAUUAUUUCCUGUUUAGGUUUUGAAGAAUCACCUCUCAUUUCUGGAAUUUUCAUUUUAUGGCUUACGCUUCUGCACUGAACAGAAAUACAACUUUCUAAGCACAAUGUCGGCUCAACAGAGGGCCAGUUUAUGUCCAGUAACACUGGUAGCAGAUGUUUUCAAGCUCUGCAUAUGAGAUUGAUAAGCCAAGUACAACCAAUGUGCUUCUUUUUGGCAGCUUGAUGUUACUUUCUGACUUUGAUAUUUUGCGGAGUGCGUGUGUGAAUUUGUGUGUGUGUGGUUGAACAUGGCUGGACAAAGAGGGUAACGCCCCAGGGCCCAAGACCACCAAGGGCCCCAAAAGCCCUGAGUUUACUUGAUGUACAGUACCAGUAAAAAGUUAGGACACACCUUCCCAUUCUCUUGAAUGAAAAAGUGUGUCCAAACAUUUGACUGGUACAGUAGGUAAUUUGUUAAUUCCAAAUUUUCUUUUAGGAACUUUCACUGUCUACAUACAAUAUAAACUUAGACAGAUCCUUAUCUAACCAUGUGGCCUUGUCUCAUAACAGUGCCCUGUGUCAAACUAAUUGUAAGACCUUAAAGCUACUACUGGACCUUAAAACUAGUGCCCCACUGAUUUAUCAUCAGUAUCAGUCUAACACUGUCGGACUCAUGAUGUGAAUAAAAAAAGUAUUAACAUGAAUCCCGCAGAACCAGAGAUGUCAUCUUUUUUUUUUUUUUUUUUAUUCCACACAUUCCUCUUCUUUGUCAAAAGCUGGUGCCAACAUUACCCACAAUGCAACUCAACCAUCAACUGUUGGGUCUGAGAUUCUGGUGCAUUAUGCUAGUAACUGCUAACAUAGCAUCAAGUUGCUAUAGCGUCAAGCAGAAAUGAGGAGCAAGGCCACAGAAGUCUAGUAACCUCACUUCUUUCUAACUCAACACCCCUGGAUUUUAAUCAUUUUCAAACUUUUAGUCUUCAGCCCCAACUGACCUGAAAUAUGCCCAUUACAGUUCCCCAAUGCACAAGGCACAAGUGAACAUAUUCAAAGUGUUUCUUUUGUGACAAUGAAUUGAUUAUCAAAAUUGUUGCAGUUUGAUUUUAUGUUGAUUAAUAGACUAAUAAUUCCAGCUCUAGUGGACUAGUUGGUUUCUGGUUGUCUGUGGGAAAUAAUGAACCUGCCGUAUUGACAGUCAACAGGGGCACAACAACACAUGUUCAACCCCAAACAGUUUAAUCCGGCCAUGGGUUGAGUUUUUUGUGUGUACAUUUGUGUGUCUUUUUGCUACUCAAAGAUGUCCUUUUCUACACUAAAGAGAGAGAUUGUUGUGUCACUCACAGUUUACAUGUACAUUUUGAUGCAGUUUUGGAAGGUAAGGUUGUGCUUUUCCUGUUUAUUGAUCGAUUUGUUCUGCCGUCACUUUGUUGUAUUGAUUCUAAGCUCCCUAACAAACACAUUCUAUUUACUGUUACACUGUGUUUAGAACUGAGUUGAUGUGAAAGGUUUUUAAUAAAUAAUGUCACCCUUUUGA